AUGACAGCAUGUAGGGGAUUCCCUUGAAUCUUAAGCUUGGCUUAAAUUUGUACUUGAAGUAUUCAUCUUCGGUCACCAAAUUUGCAAGCAACCCAAGUAGUAAUCAUUAACUAAUAACAGGCAAUCGACUGAAAGCUUUCGAAUGGUGUAAUCAUCGUCAUCGGGAGAGUGUUCAUGCAUCAUGGUCCGGGCGCUGUGGUUCUACGAAUGGAUCUGGUAUCUACCCAUUCAAUGUUGUACGAUUUCAGCCCCGUCCCGCCUUUGUCGGGGUCACUAAGUAUACCGGCUGUCGAGAGUCGAGACAUGGCCUGAACUUACCUCGGCACUCUGACAUCACCGUCCUUGGAUGGAGGGCCGGAAAAUACACUGGUUCUCAACCUGACCGACUGACUAUAAAUACGGACGUGGUCAGCCGCAAGUCCUACAGUCUGCCUCAUGAGGGACGUUCCAGCACAACGAUCGUCUUCCGUAGAUUCGUCCACACUCCUCAAUGGCGCCAGUAACGAUGUAGCUUCGUUCAAUACUUCUGUAACCAUCAUAGCAAAUGAUGCUGAGAAAGUUCCUGCCACACCUGAAUGGUGGAUGAGUAAAUAUCUGCCCAGCUAUUCGGCUUCGCGGAUGUUCAAGUUCAGUAACCCAAGCUCGUAUAACUGGGCAAAUAACCUGCUUGCCGGUCUAGCAAUCCUUUUUUAUGGUUAUGAUCAAGGGGUCAUGUCCCAAGUGAAUCUUAAUGAAGAUUACCUGAAGUUGAUGGGCAUAUAUCCUACAACGGGCAACUCGCGUAACCUUGCGGCACUCGGGGGAAUAGUUUCUGUUUAUUACGGUGGUUCCCUCAUUGGAGCACUCUUUGGCGGUUUCAUAGCGGACAGGUCGGGACGGAUAACUGCCAUAAUACUAGGUGUCAUUGUCUCGAUCAUCGGAGCAGUCUUUCAAGCCUCCGCAAUGAACAUCACCUGGAUGUGUUGCGCACGAAUUGUGACUGGUCUCGGUGUGGGAGCCAUUGACGCAGUCAUUCCUGUCUGGAGCAGCGAAGUUUCUCCACAUCAAGCGCGCGGAAGUUUUCUUGCCAUCGAGUUCUUCUUGAAUAUUAGUGGAUUGUCAUUGGCGUAUUGGAUAGAGAUAUUUGCGAGCUUGAAUCACAAUCAGGUAAUGGCAUGGCGGACACCUCUAGCGCUGCAAGCUGUUUUUCUGCUUGCUAUCCUCGUGCUCGUACCUUUCUUUCCGGAGUCCCCUCGGUGGCUCGCGAAAGUUGGCCGCGUCUCCGAAGCACGCACAGUUCUGCAGGCCACUCGCAGGGACGGAGUUGAGGCCGAGCUCAGCGCCAUUGUGCGGAGCGUGAUGCACGACCGACAGCACACCGAGAACAAUCGUUAUCUUCGCAUGAUAUUCCCGAGGACAAAGAGCCAGCGCGAGCUACGGUGGAGAGUUGUUUUAAGCGUAUGGCUGCAGAUUAUGCAAGAGCUCGUUGGCAUCGGAGUUAUCACUGUCUAUGCCAUCGAUCUCAUCCAGGGCGCCGGCUUCAGCCAAGAUGAGGCAAAACUCCUGGCCGGAUUCAACAACUUGUCGUACAUGUUUAGUGUGCUCUUCGCCGUGUUCACUCUGGAUAGGUUCGGCCGGCGAAGCACAAUGGUGUGGGGGGCGGCUGGAAUGGCGGUGCUCAUGCUAGCUGGUGGUAUCCUAGACAAAUAUGCGCAAACGGCAGGGCCCAAUCAACGGGCAUAUGGUGCGGGUGUUGUCGCGAUGACCUUCCUGUAUACUGGCACAUUUGGUGCCACCUGGUUGGUAACUCCGUGGCUUUACCCAACCGAGCUCUUUCCUACAUAUGUUCGCGCCAAAGGUGGUGCAUGGUCUGUUGUUGGAUGGUCUAUAGGUAACGGCAUCGUGACUAUGAUUACCCCUUUCUUAUUCCAAGCAAUCGAAUAUGGUGUACUCUUGCUCCUCUUUGGCCUCAACAUCUUUGUAAUCCCCUUUAUCAUUUUCAUGUAUCCGGAAACUUCAGGUCGUCCUCUCGAGCAAAUCGAUGAUUUCUUCAGCAAUGCAACAUCUUGGAAUGUCUUCACCGCGUCCAAACAAAUACAGGAACAGGGUUUCACAAACCACCAAUGGACACGCAAAUACCAUGGCGGGAUUGAACACUCAAAUGCAUUGUCGAUAUCGACACAGGUCAGCGGAAAGGCAGAGGCUGAGAUGCAUGGAUGGACGAAUAAAUUGAGGCGCCGCGCUUCAGAUGCAGGACUCGUGUAACAAAAGU
Molecule: messenger RNA, 2251 nt
Organism: Suillus paluster
Lineage: Eukaryota; Fungi; Basidiomycota; Agaricomycetes; Boletales; Suillaceae
Exons: 15
Coding region: 436-2244 (602 amino acids)
Biological process (GO): transmembrane transport; carbohydrate transport
Cellular component (GO): membrane
Molecular function (GO): carbohydrate:proton symporter activity
Source: RefSeq, a predicted model, not a curated record